UCCACAGAGGGUCCACAAAGUCGGACCUUUUUGCUCUUACCCUUUACAAAGAAGACGAUCCAUCCGUGAAAUCCCUAAUUCCAGAAACCAGAACAGCGACCAAACCUAAUUUUCCUACUUUCCUUUCCACUUUCCAAAUCAACUCUCUCUCUCUCUCAUCUGUUUCUGACACAGAUUAAUCUCCCCAAGUGCUUAAAUCUCAUUUUUGAGUUUCCGAGAGUUGGGAAAUAAAUAAUCACAAGUUGAGUUGGAGUUUCGGUUGAUGGAAUUAGAAAGGAAGAUAUGAGCAGAGGGAAAGAUGAGGAGAAGAUAGUGGGACCCAUGUUCCCAAGAUUACAUGUAAAUGAUGCAGAUAAAGGAGGGCCAAGAGCGCCUCCAAGGAAUAAGAUGGCUCUUUAUGAGCAACUCAGUAUUCCAUCUCAGAGGGGCAAUUCUGCUUCUGGGGUCGUUCCUCUCAACCCCAACUUCUCAGCCAAUAUGGUUCCUUCGGCUACCUCAAGUCAGGCAAGUGGUGUUGAAAGAUAUUUAGUAUAUCCGCGUCAUUUACCCCCAUCAACCCCUACCCAUUGGUCUGAAAAGUUCCAAGCUCGUCAUUCUGAUGUAUUAUUGUAUGGAAAUGCUCCGGAGGCACAGCUUGAACAGAGAGAGAAGGUUGAACGGAAUGAAGAUUUUAUUGUUCCUGUAUUUGUUCAAGCUAGGGUCAAUCAAAGCCAUGAUAGAAGUCAAAACAGUAUUGGCAGGGAAACAUUUGCUUCCAUUAGCUCCACUCGUUCUGGGCAGCCAGUGGAACAACAAAGUAUCUCUACUAAGGAGCCCAAACAUAAUAAUUUUACUGCUGUCAGUAAAAGACAAGACGUGAAAAGUGAGAGCAACGAGAACAUGACGACAUGCGGCGAAAGUGCGAGGGGUUGUGUCAUAUCUGCCACAGAUACAUCGUCCAGAGAAAAUACUGAUGGGCUCUUGAAGGAAGCCAAAGCAACUUCAAAUCAACACCGUGGAGGGCAUGUCGGGUCUAAUUUGAGCAGGUUACAUGAUGGAGAAGCUUGCUUACAUCAAGAUUCGAGAACUAACAGACAACUAGAUAGUGCCAAACGGGGGGAUGAUAUUGUUGACUCUACAAGGGAUAUAGAGAGGGAAAAUGCCUCCCAGCCAAGAAGCGAGUCCUGUUGUGAGGAGGAUAAUAGUGGGCCCAAGGAACCUGAGACUGAUAGUAAAUAUAAUAGCAAUAGCAAUAGGACGUGCAUUUCCUCACAGAUUGAAAAUGUCAAUAAAGGCGAUGAUCUCUCUGAGACCUCAAUGGUCGAUUCCAUAUCAGGCGUGGACAUCUCUUCUGAUGAUGUUGUAGGAGUAAUAGGUCAGAAACAUUUCUGGAAAGCAAGAAAAGCGAUUACCAUUCAGCAAAGAGUGUUUGCAGUACAAGUAUUUGAGUUACAUAGAUUAAUAAAGGUCCAAAGACUGAUAGCUGGAUCACCACAUCUGAUGCUUGAAGAUGGUGCUUUCUUGGGAAAAUCUUCCUUAAAGGGUUCUCCAGUGAUGAAACUCCCGCCGGAGUAUUGCAUAAAGUCACCCCCUCGUGUUUCUAAUUGCAAAGACGAUUCCAAGAAGCCAAACCAUAAAAUGGAAUGUUCUGCAGAAAAUGCUGUUGGGAAAACAUCUCUUUCUUCUGUGCAAAGUGGUAGUCAGUCUUUGAAUUAUGGACCUUAUAUGGGAAAUCCACAGCCAGUGGUUGCAAUGACGGAUAAUAAAAUGGGUCCUUGGUCACCAGGGCCUCAAUGGUUGGUUCCUGUAAUGUCUCCUACUGAAGGACUUGUAUACAAGCCGUAUUCUGGACCUGGGUUAAUGGGAACAUCAUGUGGAGGGUAUGGACCAUUUGGCUCCGCCCCUGGGACGGGUAAUUUUGUGAGUUCAUCAUAUGGAAUUUCAGCUUCUCAUCCUCAAGGAUUUGGGGUUCACCCUGGCACUUCUCCAGUUUGUCAUACAUACUUUCAUCCAUAUGGCAUGCCUGUCAUUAAUCCAGCCACUUCAGGUUCAACCGUUGAACAAGCGAACCCGUUUGUGAGACCAGAUCCACAAAGUCAAACUGGUCCGGCACUGGGAGGGGGAGUCAACUUAAGCAUGGAGCAACAAAGCUUUUGCCAUGUGCCAACGCAGAAGAAUGGAUCAGUUUCCCAAGCCACGAAGCUUCAGGCAUCUGAAAGGAAUGAUUUACAUGGGAGUACGGGCAGCAGUCCUGGUGAGAGAGCAAAUGGAGUUGGGAUCCUUCACAAUGCCGAAGAAAGAGACCCUCUUCCGCUUCUUUUUCCUAUGGCUCCUGUGGUUCCGGAGGGAGCUACCGAUUCCCAGGAUGCCAACCAGCCAACCCGAGUAAUCAAAGUUGUGCCGCACAAUCCCAGGUCUGCAACCGAAUCAGCUGCUCGAAUUUUCCGAUUUAUACAGGAAGAGAGAAAACAGUACGACUCUGUCUAAGCUCAUUUCCUGUAGGUCACUUUUUGGUAUGGUCUUGGAGUUCUCUCCUAUGUCUUUCUUGGGUAUGGUAAUUUUGUAAUGGGAUCUCUCUUUCCUUUUCUUUUUUUUUUUUUUUUUCUUUUACCAGAAUCGUAAACUCGUGUAGAUAGAUAGCUCUGGAAGAUGACCAGCUGGUCAAUGUAAUAUGAAUAUGUCUUUUCAAAUUGCGUGUUCUAAGUUUUGGGGGUAAGUGGAGGCAGAAUUUUGAAAUUA
Morus notabilis is the source of this 2718-nucleotide messenger RNA. Its product is annotated as protein EARLY FLOWERING 3. The coding region runs from base 283 to 2466 and encodes 727 amino acids. Lineage: Eukaryota; Viridiplantae; Streptophyta; Magnoliopsida; Rosales; Moraceae. Gene Ontology annotation, biological process: regulation of photoperiodism, flowering. The record is from RefSeq and is a predicted model, not a curated record. The transcript is spliced from 4 exons.